Messenger RNA from Acipenser ruthenus (sterlet), 2563 nucleotides. Its product is annotated as zinc finger protein 345-like. The transcript is spliced from 4 exons. The record is from RefSeq and is a predicted model, not a curated record. Lineage: Eukaryota; Metazoa; Chordata; Actinopteri; Acipenseriformes; Acipenseridae. Bases 196 to 2286 code for a protein of 696 amino acids. Gene Ontology annotation, cellular component: nucleus. Gene Ontology annotation, molecular function: DNA-binding transcription activator activity, RNA polymerase II-specific; RNA polymerase II cis-regulatory region sequence-specific DNA binding. Gene Ontology annotation, biological process: regulation of transcription by RNA polymerase II.
GAACUGUAGCGCUUACUCGGUGGGAACCUUUGUUACAGGGAGAUGGGGUCUGGUAGGAAGAUGUUGGAGAGCGGGAUUCUGGGAAGAGCUGAGUUCGUGGUACCGGAUGUGUGAUUUUCAAUAAAGUGUGUUCAUUUAGAAGUAAUACACAGUCUACCGAGCAGAACCCCAUUUGAUACUGUGGACAGUUUAAAGAUGGAAUCAGUCCCGAUUAAAGAGGAGCUCCCUAAACUUGAACUGGUCCCCAUUAGACUGGAGUUCUCUGGACUGUCUUCCCUCCCCAUUAAACAGAAGCUCUGUGAGAUGCCAUCUGACAGCAUCAAGUCGGAGGUGUCUGGGAUUAAAGCUGAGCGCAAUGAAUUGGAGAUCUCCCAGACAGAAGAACCCCUUCCUGUGAAUGAAGAGGUGCUGGAAAUGCUACCAAGCAGAACCACGUUUGAUGCCUUGGACAAUGUGAAGAUGGAAUCUGUCCCGAUUAAAGAGGAGCUCCCUAAACUUGAACUGGUCCCCAUUAGACUGGAGUUCACUGGACUGGCUUCCCUCCCCAUUAAACAGGAGCUCUGUGAGACGCCCUGUGACAGCAUCAAGCCAGUGGUGUCUGGAAUUAAAGCUGAGCGCAACGAACUGGAGAUCUCCCAGACAGAAGAACCAGUUCCUAUGAAAGAAGAGGUGCUGGAAAUGGUGCGUAUUAAACUGGAGCCCCUGAAAGAGGAGGUGCUCUUGAAACCAGGGAAGGAAGAAUCCGAAGACUUGAAAGCAGCCCCCACUGAGCUGGGUCCGGUACACCUGCGGGAGUGUAGCGUGGUGCUGGAGAGAAUCUAUGUGAGAAAGCAAGGCUCUGGAGAGGAAGGCUCUCCCAACAGCACGCAAGGAGGUGGACAGGACGAUGAUAGCUCACAUUCAGAGUGCAGUCCAGCAGGUUCCAGUCCAGCAGUUCAAGCAAGGACCCAGUUAAGGAAUUUAAAAAUACUGAGAGGAGAGAAAUUAAAUACCAGAGGAGAGAAACCGUAUCGCUGCUCUGACUGUGGAAAGAGUUUUAGUCUCUCAGGAGACCUUGUGAUACACCAGCGAAUUCACACAGGAGAGAAACCCUAUCGCUGCUCUGACUGUGGAAAGAGGUUCAAGUCAUCAGGACACCGUACAGCACACCAGCGAAUUCACACAGGAGAGAAACCGCAUUGCUGCUCUGACUGUGGAAAGAGUUUCAGGAACUUAGGAGACCUUGUGAUACACCAGCGAAUUCACACAGGGGAGAAACCCUAUCGCUGCUCUGACUGUGGAAAGAGGUUCAACUCAUCAGGACACCGUACAGCACACCAGCGAAUUCACACAGGAGAGAGACCGCAUUGCUGCUCUGACUGUGGAAAGAGUUUCAGGAACUCAGGAGACCUUUCAAAACACCAGCGAAUUCACACAGGAGAAAAACCUUAUCGCUGUUCUCACUGUGGGAAGAGUUUCAGUCUGUCAGGAAAUUUUGAAUUGCAUAAGCGAACUCACAAAGGAGAGAAACCAUAUCACUGUUCUGACUGUGGGAAGAGUUUCAGUCGGUCAGAACACCUAUUAAUACAUCAGCGAAUACACACUGGAGAGAGACCGUAUCACUGCACUGACUGUGGGAAGAGUUUCAGUCGAUCAGGACAACUUGUAACACACCAGCGAAUUCACACAGGAGAGAAACCAUAUUACUGCUCUGACUGUGGGAAGAGUUUCAGGGAUUCAGCAGACCUUAAAAAACACCAGAGAAUUCACACAGGAGUAAAGCCAUAUCACUGCUCCGACUGUGGUAAAAGUUUCAGUCAGUCAGGACAACUUGGAAAACAUCAGCGGGUUCACACAGGAGAAAAACCGUUUCAUUGCUCUGACUGUGGGAAGAGUUUCAGUUCGUUAGCAAACCUUGUUUCACACCAGCGAAUUCACUCAGGAGAGAAACCGUAUCACUGCUCUAACUGUGGGAAAAGUUUCCGUCACUCAGCAUCCUUUGCUGUACACCGGCGCAUUCACACAGGAGAGAAACCGUAUCGCUGCUCUCACUGUGGGAAGAGUUUCGGUCAGUUAGGACACUUAAUUUCACACCAGCGUAUUCACACAGGAGAGAAACCGUACCGUUGCUCUGACUGUGGGAAGACUUUCAGACGGUCGGGACACCUUGUUUCACACCGGCGUGUUCACACAGGAGAGAAACCGUACCACUGCUCUGAUUGUGGGAAGAGUUUCAGUAAGUCAAGAUCGCUUGUUACACACCAGCAAAUUCACACAGGAGAGAAAAAAAAAAGAAAAUGUAAAUAAUGUUCCUGCAUAAAAAUAACUUUUAUCCAUUUUGCUUCCUGGCAUUUCAGCACAGCAGUGUGCUGCUGAAUAGUGUGGCUGCCCAAGCCGAGGAGACAGUCAGAACAAAUCCUUAAAUGGAAUUUACUAGUGUAACGACCUCGCCCUUAGCACAAAGCCAACCACUAUGGAGCGAUUACCUCCCUAUAUUAAAUAUAUCCCAUGACAAAAACAAGUUAGACAAACAGCUGUUUGAAGGGGUGAUCUCAAAUGCAAAAAUCCAAGUUAGGAGAAGAAA